GCAGGCAACAGGUGCUCUUCCCGCUCUACUUUUUUGCAGCAACGCGGCUCUGAUGUUGGUGGCUGUGGUGAUGUACACACAACACCACCCAACACACCUGUGGGACACUCACCAGAUGAUGCAGGGCUGUAUCUUGGUGACCUGUUUUCUGGUGAACCUUGGCAUCCGUCUCUACCUGACACCUGUCCUCAUCAAGCUCAUCACCGUCAAGAUCGCUAUUGAGCGUGAGGCGGGUCUUGGGCAGGAGGUGGGGAGCAACAAGCCCGGUCUCCUCUCUCACUGCCCUCACUACAUGCGCCUCUACUGCGCCUUCCGCAAGACACACAUGAUCAUCGCUAUUGGUAACAUGGUGUCUAUGGCUGCCACCUCACUCCACCUCUACUAUCUGGCCACCAAACUCUGCUCAGUACAGCUGUAAGGACUCCUCACUACCGAGUUCUAUAUAAGAGAAGAAAAUCAAAACUCCGUGAAUUUGUAUGUUUCAAUUACCUGUGCCACUGUGUCCGUACAAUACCUGGUACAUGUACGAUACCGAACUACCCUGUGAGACUGUAUACUCUCAUGUACACUCCCUCAGGCGUACAUGAAAUAUUCGAGUACUGCGACGUUGGCUGGUCCAAGGCAGCAGACCUCGAGGGGGCCACCAGUCUGGUUUCCCCGAUUUAAGAAUUGUGUAAUUUAUUCUCUACCUCUAGACCUACGGCUUGGCCUCGGUGUUAUCCUUGGCAGCAGUAACACCGGAAGCCACACCCAGCUGUAGUGUCCUUAUACCACUAAUAUAUAAGCUAUCAAUACUCGUCCUUGCACACUCACCUCACAGUACCAAGAUAAGUGUGUGAUGUUGGUCUGCCAGAAAGACCAGCUUGGUUUUGUUAGGUUCUGCGGCUUCUUUAAUAAAUUAGUCUUACGCUUUUUAACUACUUAUCAAUGUGAGAUGUUUAUAUACUUUACCCAUGGUGUGAGUUUUGGUGAGUAAAGAGGUAUUAAACUGUUGUGUUGUGUUGAUGCUUCAUUAAUGACAGUUUCCCCGAUACAGAACCCGCGUCUCAGCACCUAUGUUCUUUGGCGUGGUUCCUGACGCAGAAUGACCAACGAUAUAACUAUUGAAUAUAAGGAGGGGUUGGGGGGGGGGUAGUCUAGUGGUUCAAAGAGGCACGAUACUGUAUCUUUAAGCUUGUCUCUAUAGUAAGUUUUACCCGAUAAACACACUGUAACGUCUCCUUUACACACAUAUACGUACAUAGACGCAUUGCAACGUAUCCUGUACACAUAGACGUACAUAGACGCAUUGCAACGUAUCAUGUACACAUAUAGACGUACAUAGACACAUUGCAACGUCUCCUGUACACACUAGACGUACAUAGACACAUUCAUAGACGCAUUGCAACGUAUUCUGUACACACCUAGACGUACAUAGACACAUUGCAACGUCUCCUGUACACACAGACGUACAUACUGUAGACACAUUGCAACGUAUCCUGUACACACAUUGACGCAUACAGACACAAGACAAGUAGCGGGCCACCACUUGAACCCCCGCCCCCAAUGGCAGCAGAGGUGGCCCGUGUGUGUGUGUUUUAGACGGAAUAUAUUAAGUUAUUGGGUAAAAGAGGACAGACAGACAGGCAGAGAGAUAGACAGAUAGAUACAGUAGUAAUUAAUCAACCAAAUAUGUCAUCCAUCUCAUAUUAAUUACAUGCUUAAACAACUGACAAUUAAUCAGAGUAACCUAACCUAACCUCACCUAACCUAACUUAACCUAAUCCUUGGUCUCGCUCUCAAAUUACACAACUUAGGUCCGUCUCUAUGUGUUUUCCUUAAUUUAUCAAGCGUGUGUACGAGUGUAUGUGUAUAAUCUUUACAUAUGUGUAGUUUAGUAAGUAUAUAGAUAAUUGAUAUAUUGCAAGAAUAGUAGUUUGUGUACUGUUGUUUUUAUGAAAUUCGCUUUGUAGGUUAUAAUGAGGUUUCUUAUCUAAUGGACCCUCGAUAUACCGCACUUCCCUCUUCAUAUAGUACGUUAUAUGGAGGUUUCACUGUGUGUAUAAUGUGUUAAAGACAUCGGUUAUUGAGCAAAAUAUUCCUUGUUCUAAUGUUUGAGUUUCAUCGUGUUUACUACUUAGUUUUCUUUAAGCUAGCAGUUUCUUUAGUCUGUUGUUAAGGUACCAUGAACUGUUGGGCUAACACUGGUGGUAUACACUCAGGUUAACACUGGUGGUAUACACUCAGGUUAACACUGGUGGUAUACACUCAGGUUAACACUGGUGGUAUACACUCAGGUUAACACUGAUGGUAUACACUCAGGUUAACACUGGUGGUAUACACUGGCUGGGUAAUUCAUGAGAUAUUACCUUCGUCAGUUGGUUAAUUAAGGUUAAAACUUCGGUACUGGUGUUAACUUGAGUGUAGACUGUUAGAGUAAAAAGGUUCAACAGGUGCACAGGUGCCCACAGGUGCCUACAGGUGUUUACAGGUGCCUACAGGUGACACUGAGAACAAGAGAACAAAAAAUACAAGUGUAAAUGUUCUGAUAAUGAGCUAAACGCCUCUUUUAUUAAUGUAACAAUCAGAUGUCUGUUUUAAGUCAUCAAAAGCUCUCAAAAGGCAAAACGUUGGUAUUUUCACCAUCUUAUAUAUACAGUAGGUAGAAGAGUACAAUAAUGCAAGAUAUAUCACAAAAUGUACCCACGUUACUUCACACGAUCACCACCUAAAAUCUUUAAGACAAUGUGUGUGUAUAUAUAUAUAUUUUUUUUUUGAGACACCCUGUUAUAUAUGGCUAAUGAUAACUACACUUCACUGUUUACUCAGUUGCUGGGUAAUUCUUUCAACUAUUUACUGCAGUAGUUCAGUUUGGUUCCAUAGGUGUGUUCAUGCUUAUUGUUAUUCUGUGUUUGAGUUUUAUUUUUGUUAAUUGAUCACGAAUCCUACCUUGCCUUUAUAGUCAUUAUGAUAUUGUGUUUAUUAAUUAGAAAUGUCAUGUAACUCACGAAUCCUAGUCGCUAGUAGUUAAUGAGGUUUACAGUAUUUAUUUAAUUAUUAUGUACACAGGUGUUUAUGUUAUUACAAUAUUUCAACAUUC
Molecule: messenger RNA, 3079 nt
Organism: Homarus americanus (American lobster)
Lineage: Eukaryota; Metazoa; Arthropoda; Malacostraca; Decapoda; Nephropidae
Exons: 3
Coding region: 53-418 (121 amino acids)
Source: RefSeq, a predicted model, not a curated record